Molecule: messenger RNA, 810 nt
Organism: Acanthamoeba castellanii str. Neff
Lineage: Eukaryota; Discosea; Longamoebia; Acanthamoebidae
Exons: 5
Coding region: 1-810 (269 amino acids)
Source: RefSeq, a predicted model, not a curated record
AUGGCGCUGAUCGCCAACCUCCUAUUGGCUCCCAAGCUGGCAGACAGUGUGGCCGCCCUCCACCGGCGAUAUGCGGGCCUUGACCAGCUCGCGGAGUACAAGCGCCAGCUGGAGAGCCCGAGCGAUACCAUGGCCCGGCUCCAGGCAGAUACCAGCCCACAGGCAGACGUGUCUGAGGCUUUCGAGCUCGCGCAGCAGCGCCUGGCCACGACCCAGCUUGAGCAGAAGGCCGAUGGCAAACAAGCGCAGAACGUGAAUAGGGAUGACGAGGCGAUGCCUCCGGAGUGCGAGGCAAUGUGGAUGCAUGACAAGUACCAGAAGACUUUCGUGGACACCCUCACCAGGCGGAAGAUCAAGCAGUACCUCGAGUGGGGUGGCGGAGGGUCAACCCUGUGUUCCUCCCGCCUGGUGGAACAAGUCACAACGAUCGAGCACAACGAAGAGUGGUGCAAGCUCCUGAGGGAGCAGCUCCAGGACAAGAACGUGACCAACGUCAACCUCAUUUGCUCGGCCGUGGAAUGGACACAGUUUGGUACAUCGCCGGAGGGUGAUGGCACCUACGAGGAGUUCCACGACUACGUGGACGCAAUUGACACACUGGACAUACCUCACUUUGAUGUGGUGUUCAUAGAUGGCCGGGCACGUGUGCCAUGUGCAAAGAAGGCCCUGGGCUAUAUCUCCAGUGACUCUGUGCUCAUGGUCCAUGACUUUCAGCGGGAAUUCUACCACACUCCAAUGUUGCAGUGGUAUGAGGAACUUGAGAAGUUCAUAGAAUGGCCUGAACUUGGAGUGCUGAAGCCAAAGUUGUAA